This is a messenger RNA of Exophiala spinifera, 792 nucleotides long. RefSeq lists its product as uncharacterized. The transcript has a single exon. Lineage: Eukaryota; Fungi; Ascomycota; Eurotiomycetes; Chaetothyriales; Herpotrichiellaceae. The record is from RefSeq and is a predicted model, not a curated record. The coding region runs from base 1 to 792 and encodes 263 amino acids. Gene Ontology annotation, cellular component: mitochondrion; cytosol. Gene Ontology annotation, molecular function: thioredoxin peroxidase activity. Gene Ontology annotation, biological process: cell redox homeostasis; cellular oxidant detoxification; cellular response to oxidative stress.
AUGGCUUCUACCUACUCCCGGUCACUCUUUCGAGCGUUCGCUCCCGCCUUGCGAGCCCAGCGUGCCCACGGUUCAAGACCGAGAUGCGCUCCAUUCGCAAAUUCAUUCCGUGGCUAUGCAGCGGCCGCAGGAGAGCAACCUCGCCUGCGCCUGGGUGUCACUGCGCCUAAUUUCCAGGCAAAGACCACGCAGGGCGAGAUUGACUUUCACAAAUAUAUUGACGGGUCAUGGGCCAUACUCUUCAGCCAUCCGGCGGACUUCACACCCGUAUGCACGACCGAACUGGGCGCAUUCGCGAAAAUGCGCAACGAGUUUGAGAAGAGAGGGGUCAAGAUGAUAGGCUUGAGCGCAAAUGAUCUCAACAGUCAUGAUGCCUGGAUCAAGGACAUCAAUGACAUCUCCAACACGAACCUGCAAUUUCCCAUUAUUGCCGAUGCCGACAGGAAGGUGGCCUUUUUGUAUGACAUGGUCGACCAGCAAGACCUGACCAACAUCGAUGAAAAGGGCAUUGCCUUCACCAUCCGGAGCGUCUUUAUCAUCGACCCACAGAAGAAGAUCCGCCUGGUCAUGCUGUACCCUGCUUCAGUGGGCAGAAACUCAGCCGAAGUGCUCCGCGUCAUUGAUAGCCUGCAGACUGGGGACAAGAAAGGCGUGGCCACCCCGAUUGACUGGCAAGUCGGUCAAGACGUUAUUGUGCCGCCCACCGUGUCGACGGAGGAUGCCAAAAAGAAGUUUGCCGAUGUGAGAGAGGUUCGGCCAUACCUCAGAUUCACGAGUGGACAGACAAAAUAG